Messenger RNA from Tupaia belangeri chinensis (Chinese tree shrew), 972 nucleotides. RefSeq names its product inhibitor of DNA binding 3 (gene ID3). The transcript is spliced from 3 exons. Gene Ontology annotation, cellular component: cytoplasm; nucleus. Gene Ontology annotation, molecular function: transcription regulator activity; protein dimerization activity. Lineage: Eukaryota; Metazoa; Chordata; Mammalia; Scandentia; Tupaiidae. Gene Ontology annotation, biological process: circadian regulation of gene expression; cell differentiation; negative regulation of transcription by RNA polymerase II. The record is from RefSeq and is a predicted model, not a curated record. Bases 94 to 453 code for a protein of 119 amino acids.
ACUGGCGGUGGAAAGCGUGCGCGCGUUGCAAGCUGCUCGCAGGCUUCUAGGGUUUUUCUCAUCCAUUCGCCACCUCCGGCCUCACUGUUCAAUAUGAAGGCGCUGAGCCCGGUGCGCGGCUGUUACGAGGCGGUGUGCUGCCUGUCGGAACGCAGUCUGGCCAUCGCGCGGGGCCGCGGCAAGGGCCCCACGGCCGAAGAGCCGCUGAGCCUGCUGGACGACAUGAACCACUGCUACUCGCGCCUGCGGGAACUGGUACCCGGAGUCCCGCGAGGCACUCAGCUUAGCCAGGUGGAAAUCCUGCAGCGCGUCAUCGACUACAUCCUCGACCUGCAGGUGGUCCUGGCCGAGCCAGCCCCAGGGCCCCCGGACGGCCCGCAUCUCCCGAUCCAGACAGCCGAACUCGCACCGGAGCUUGUGAUGUCUAGCGACAAGAGGAGCUUUUGCCACUGACCUGGCCAUCCUGCCAUCUCCAGAACGCAGGUGCUGGCGCCCGUUCCGCCUGGGACCCCGGGACUCUCUGGCCGGAAGCUCGAGGGCAUGGAUGGGCCCCAACUUUGUCCUGCCCACUUGACUUCCCCAAGCCCCUGCCUCGAGGCUGGACCUGGCUCCCAGAACGAAGGACUGUGAACUUGGGUGGCCUGAAAAUCUAGAACUCGCUCUGGUUACCAGCCGGGCGACGUCACCCUGCCCUCACCCCACCCCUGAGUUUUUAAAAGACUGUCUUUUCAGAGCGUGGAGGUGUGUGGUGCGGGAGGGAGAGCCGCUGCUCCCCAAACUUUGCCAAGGUGGCGGUAGAGCUGGUCUUCUGGUCUCCUUGGAGAAGGCUCUGUGGCCCUGAUUAUGAACUCUACAAUAGAGUAUAUAGCGUUUUGUACCUUUUUUGCAGAAAGGUGACUUUCUGUAACCAUGUGAUGUAUAUUAAACUUUUUAUAAAAGUUAACAUUUUGCAUAAUAAACGAUUUUUAAACA